UAUCGAUUAUGGAACAAACCCAUUAUCUUUAACAUUUUUUGGUCAGUAGACAAAACAGGCAAAACAUUGCUCAUGUGAAAGUCAUUUUUAUAUUUGAGACUUUUAUUUUUUUUGGACUUCGAGUUGACUAGGUUCUUGUUUGCAUUUUCCACCUGAAAUUAGUCUCAUAUAUAGCCAUUGAAAUUGUCAAGCUCUUGUGACCUUUUUCGUAAUGCCAUAAAUUUAGAACAGAAAAAUGUCAAAUAUAGAAGUUAAACAUCUGCUAAGACGUAAAAGGCUGAAUGAAAACGAAUGGAAAUUCAUAUGCUUGUUAUUCUACCUACCACUUGGACUAAUCCUUUACUUGUUGAGAUGUUUAUUAGCCACAGUAGUUUUCCUAUUGGGAUAUUUAUUACCUGACACUCCAUUUUCAAGGAAUAUUAUUAACAAAAUUACUUGUCUAAGCUUAGGUAUAACUGUAACGGUUGAAAAUAUUGAGAAGCGAGAAAAUGUUGAAGUAUACAUAGGUAAUAGCCUAUCUUUACUUGAUGGUUUAGUUGUACAUCAGGCAACGAAGGCGAUAUCUAAUGGUCCUAAGUUAAUACCACUUAUUUCAAAAAGCCUUGGACUAUUUGAAUUUGGAAAUACCUCCAAUGCAGAAACCUUCAAGAAGAAUAUAAUGCUGAUUCAAUCACAUGAAAAAUCACCUUUGUUUUUUUCUCCUGAGGGACAAGUUACAAAUGGGAAAGCACUAAUUAAAUUUGAAUCAAACCCAUUUUCUCUCACAAAUAAAGUGCAACCAAUAUGCAUCUCAAUUGAAAGACCGCUCUUGGAUAUAUCAAUCAGUUCUUUAGGAUCUUCACCACUUGUUGACUUAUUUUUCUAUAUGUUCUCACCUUUAACAAACUAUAAGUUGAGGUUUUUGGAUGUCUUGGAGAAAAAAAAUCUUACUAAUGAAGAGUUUGCAGAAAUAGUUAGGCAGAAUAUUGCUACUGGCCUAAAAGUAGAAACCGUUAGUUAUACAGCAAAAGAUCUAAUAGAACUGGAGAAACGUUUACUAAUUGAACAAAAGAGGAUUCGAUCAGAGCAAGCCCUCUCGAAUCCUGGAAAUAUUCCUGUAAUCAGGAGAAUGGCAAGGCAAGUCAAGGAAGUUUUACCUCACGUUCCUUAUGAUGCAAUUUAUUCGGAUUUGUAUCGAACAAGAAAUGUUGACAAUACAAUAACGAACAUCUUGGAAGGCAGAGUAACCUUUCGGCCAGAAACUCCUAGUUCUGAAGGUCAAAGAAGUCAGUUACCAUCAACCUCAUCAAUUUCUUCGUCUAACAGCAAUAUAGUGAUUCCUACUGUGUCUGCUUCAUCUAGUUCUUUGAAUACAGCAGCCAGCAGUUUCUCAAAAUCAGCUCAGGAACGGAGCAAGUCCUUUCAGGAAAGGAAGCAACAGCUUAUUGCUAAUGCUCGUAGAAGAUACAUUGAGAAACAUAAUUUAGACAUCCCUCUGUAAUUCAUCAUUUUUAGAAUUAGUGCCAGAAUCGCAUGGCGGUUUCUUCACCCACAGAGUUCAACAUUGAGUGCUCUAUUUUUAAGGAUAAAUUUAGAAGAAUAAAAUUGAUUUUGAAUAUCCUAGCAUAUUUAUUUAUAUUAUUGAAAUGAUGAAUAAAAUUAUUUUUGUUUUU
Coccinella septempunctata (seven-spotted ladybird) is the source of this 1652-nucleotide messenger RNA. Its product is annotated as lipid droplet-regulating VLDL assembly factor AUP1-like. The record is from RefSeq and is a predicted model, not a curated record. Gene Ontology annotation, cellular component: membrane. Gene Ontology annotation, molecular function: ubiquitin binding. The transcript is spliced from 6 exons. Bases 236 to 1480 code for a protein of 414 amino acids. NCBI's taxonomy places the organism in Eukaryota, Metazoa, Arthropoda, Insecta, Coleoptera, Coccinellidae.